Molecule: messenger RNA, 1971 nt
Organism: Harpia harpyja (harpy eagle)
Lineage: Eukaryota; Metazoa; Chordata; Aves; Accipitriformes; Accipitridae
Gene: AAAS
Product: aladin WD repeat nucleoporin
Exons: 18
Coding region: 61-1773 (570 amino acids)
Biological process (GO): nucleocytoplasmic transport
Cellular component (GO): nuclear pore
Molecular function (GO): protein binding
Source: RefSeq, a predicted model, not a curated record
CGCCGGGGAUUGACCCUCGCCGGCACCCGUCCGCGCGCUCGCAACGGGCCCGGCGGCGGGAUGUGUUCCUUAGCGCUCUUCCCGCCCCCGCCGGCCCCCGGGGACAUCACCCUCUACGAGGUCAAUAACAGCUUGGUCUGCGGCCGCCUCCAUGAGCAGCUCACCUUCCAGAACCAGCUGGCAGACCUGCCCGUCCUCAGCCUGCCCAAGGAAACCCUCAAGGCUCACAGCCGGCUGGAGCACAGCACCCAGCCGGCCUUCAUCCACCACCGCGAGUCCCUCUGGAAGGGAUGCCUCAGCGCCUGGCGGGACGUGGGGCUGUGCGGGGUGCUGAAAGAGAUCGCCAACGCCGAGGAGGAGGGGCUGCAGUGGGUGAAGACAGGCUCAAGGUACCUGCUGGCAGUGUGCCACUGGCUCUCCUCACUGCAUGGCUCCCUGUUCCCUCACCUCUCGCUAACCAGCGAAGACAUGAUUGCGGCGUUCUCCCAGGCGGUGGACUGGGCCGGCUGCACCAUCCGGGCCUUUGCCUGGCACCCCCACACCAGCAAGUUUGCCGUGGCUCUUCUGGAUGACUCCAUUCGGGUCUACAACUCCAACAGGUCUCCCUGCUCCCCCAGUGCAUGUAAAGCCCUCCUCAGGAGAAGACUCUGCCGGCUGGUCCUGCAGCCCUCCCCGCGCCUCCCUGCAGAGGCACUCUCCCCCAGCUGGGAUUUCAAGCCAGCAAGUGCCACCUCCCAGCCCGGGGCCGGGCCGUGGGCAGCACGGGGCACGGCGCUUAAUUGCAUGAGUGCCACCAUCCCCUCGCUGAAGCAUCGCCUGCAGAGGAACGUGGCUGCUAUGGCCUGGAAGCCACUCUGUGCCUCCAUCCUUGCUGUUGCCUGCCAGAGCUGCGUCCUGGUGUGGCACCUGGAUCCCACCUCCCUCUCCACCAGACCAUCGUCCGGCUGUGCUCAGGUGCUGUCCUACCCGGGGCACAGCCCCGUUACCAGCCUGGCAUGGGCUCCCAGCGGGGAGCUGCUGCUCUCAGCAUCACCGGUCAACACGGCCAUGCUGGUGUGGGACGUGUCCACCGAAAACUGCGUCCAGCUGCAGUGGUUUGGGGGCGGCGGUGUCACUUACUUGGCUUGGUCGCCCGAUGGCAGCAAGGUCCUGGCGGCCGCUCCCUCCGCAGUGUUCAGAGUGUGGGAAGCUCAGAUGUGGACAUGUGAGCGGUGGCCCACUAUCAAAGGACGCUGCCAGACAGGGUGCUGGAGCCCUGACGGCAGCCGACUGCUCUUCACGGUGCUGGGUGCGUCCGUCAUCUACUCCUUGUCCUUCUCGGAGUACAGGGGAGAGAUGCAAGGGCAAGUGGGAGGCUCAAAAACAGCUUCUAUCGUGGCAGAUCUGUCUGAGACCACCUUCGAGACACUCUACGGGGAGGAGAGGAUUGGAGGAGAAAUCCACUCCAUGGUGUGGGACCCCACCGGUGAGAGACUCGCAGUGAUCAUCAGAGGGCAUGCUGAUGUUCCUGAGAGCCAGACGGUCAUUGCUGUAUUUCGCACCCGCAACAGCCCCGUGUUUGAGCUCCUGCCAUGCGGUUUCCUGCGGGGCGAGUGCGGCGCGCAGCCCCAGCUCAUCGCCUUCCACCCCUGCUUCAAGAAAGGCGCCCUCCUGACCGUGUGCUGGUCCACGGGGAAGAUCAGCCACAUCCCCUUCUUCUUCAUGAGCGCCCACGUCCCCUGCACCAGCUCCAGCCCAAGCCCCGUCAUAGCCAGCACCAGCGUGUGCGAGUAGCCCAUCUUGGAGCUGUGACAACACCUGGGGUCCACAACUGCAUCUUCCUGAAGAGCCGGUGCUGGGACGCUCCCUCCGCAUCCUCCAUCCUCCUCCUGGGACACACAGCCUGACCUCAGGUGCCUUUAAUACCUCCUCAGGGUCUCACAGCUCACGGGCUGGUGCUGUACAGAUUAAAACUGGCUCUUUUUCCCCUCA